GAAAGGGAAGAAAUGAAAAACAAAUGGAGAUCGUAUGUUACGAAUUUCGAGCUAAAGAACAUGGUAGACAAAUAUGGGUAGAAAUGUUUCUACACGAAACGUUUUAACGAGGUAUGGUAGGCCAAUUUGUUUCUAGAACAUUUCUUUCUACAUUUUCUAUUUCUGGUUGAAAUUGAUUGUUAGCUGCGCGCGAACUAUUCGAUGAGGACGGUAAACAAAAUACGAAAACAAAGACUGACAAUGAAUAGGAACGAAGGUAACUGGUGCGCUUUGCAUUCGCGUUCGCUCUUUGGUGUGCAGCCAGCCUACAGGCGCUCUACUAUUCAUUCGUUCACACUUUAUUUACGCUAACGUGUAGCGAUAAGGGUUUAUUAGAUUUCUAUCGGUGGGAAUCCUUCAAUCCACAAAAUCUUUUACCUUUUCGUAAUGUACAUACAUUUUCGUCUGUUUUCCUCUUAGUAUGGUUAAAUAAAAAUUUGGGUAUGCCCAGAUUUGAACAGAUAUGAUUUGUCUAUGUUCCAUAAGCAGUAUUCGAUCAACGUCUGGUAUUCCGGUAUUUCGCCUGACCGAUGCUAUUCUCGAUUCUGGCAUAGUAGCACAGUCGCACGACCGUUUAUUUGCUCCUAAAACUAAGGUGAAAUGGUAGGUAGUAGGUAAUAGGUAGACGGCUACCGGUAAAUGUGAAAAGAGCGUGAAAAUUAAUUUUUUUUUACGUGUACGUAAGCGAUGUCAUAACAAUUCUUUAUCGUAUUCGUACUUUUUAAUACUAUUUUUUUUUUUUUUUUUUAAUAGCUGUUCGACCGCGUCGCGUCGCUUUGCGUCGCGUCGUCGACUCGUGCGAAUUGUGUGUAUGAAUCGCUCGAGGCUGCUUUAACCGAUGCCGUACCGAAAUAACACAACUUUGCUGAACGCGAAGGCGGUAUACGCGAAAUAUAGCCAUGUAUAUUUUCUCACGGAGAAUUUCGAGACAAUCGCAUUUUUAGAACGCGAGACCAAUCGCCUCCCACUAGAAAAUUUUUAACAAACGUUAACUUUUGAUUGAUCGCAUACCUUCGAAUACCUACGUACCUACAAUUACCGUAGACGCGUUCUAGCUUUCAGUUUAUAAUUUCGAACGAUAUACACGUAUAAUUACAUUCGUGAAAAAUUACGUUAGACGCUCGAUCGUAACCGAUAUUCGAAUGGAAAGGUAGACAGUUUAAGGUAAACGGUUUAACUAUCGGUAUUCGAAUAAAAAUCACAUAUGAGUAAUUCAGGGUAAUCGGAUGGCAGGAACGUGAUAAAUGAGAGUCAAGGUCUGGUACGUAUGUAUGUAUGUAUAUGUAUAUUACGAUAGAAUGCAACACAAUACAAUACAAUGUUUUUUGUACGCGAAGAGACAGUGUCCGCGAUCGGUUCGAUUCAAGACGGCCAGUUAGGAGAGGGAGAGGAUCGAGAAGAGAAGGAGGCGAUGGAAGAAAAAGGAACACCACGCUAGUGGUGUCAGUCCAAUGCCAGUGGAACGCGACGAUUCGUGUUCUUCAUCUGGCUCGUUCGAGAGAACUUGGGUUACCGGUUCGUUCAUCGACUCUUCUCGUUCUUCUUUGGACCGCGGGAUAAAUUUUACACGAUCAUCGUUUAUAGUGCUCUGCAUGGGAGGGACCGUGGAAUCGUCCACGGUAUUACACCCGUAUCGAUUCUUUCCGCCUUAUCGAACCGUUCGCCCGUUCCUUGUGUUCGAUCUCGAUCGACGCGCCGAUUCACCACCGUCACCACCGCCGUUGUUACCAUCACCACCGCCACUGCCAUUGCCACCGCCACCGCCACCGCCACCGCCACCGUUAUCACAGUCGUCGCCGUAAUCAUUCUACUUUACGCCAGCUUCGUGUACCCAUCUUCUUACUCGGCACCAACUUUUCAUUGCCUUUUCUUAUCAUCCAGUCCCCCUCUUGUUUGGAGCAAUGAAAUGGAAUCUCGACCAUUCUACCAAUUUGCUGUCGAGGAAUGUAGGCGACGAAAGUACGGACCAGAACAAUAAUAUAACUAUGACGAGUGAGGAUUUGUUACAGCCUGGCCAUGUGGUCAAAGAACGCUGGAAAGUUGUUAGAAAAAUAGGAGGCGGUGGAUUCGGUGAGAUUUAUGAAGGCCUAGAUUUAAUGACGAGGGAACAAGUCGCGUUGAAAGUUGAAUCCGCGCGUCAGCCAAAGCAGGUUCUUAAGAUGGAAGUCGCAGUAUUAAAAAAACUUCAGGGAAGAGAACACGUGUGCCGUUUCAUCGGUUGCGGUCGCAACGAUCGAUUUAAUUAUGUUGUGAUGCAGUUACAAGGCAAAAAUCUUGCAGAGUUACGUCGUGCUCAACCACGAGGUGCUUUUUCCCUCUCCACUACUCUUCGUUUAGGGGUUCAAAUUCUCAGGGCGAUAGAAAGCAUACAUCAAGUAGGCUUUCUUCACAGAGACAUCAAGCCGUCAAAUUUUUCAAUCGGACGACUUCCGCAGAAUUCGAGGCUAGUAUACAUGUUAGACUUUGGUCUAGCUCGUCAAUUUACGACAGGCACCGGUGAAGUUCGGCCACCUCGCAGUGCAGCAGGAUUCAGGGGUACCGUCCGGUAUGCGUCCGUGAAUGCGCACAAAAACAAAGAAAUGGGCAGGCACGAUGAUUUGUGGUCGCUAUUUUAUAUGCUAGUAGAAUUUGUCAACGGACAACUUCCGUGGCGGAAAAUAAAGGAUAAGGAGCAGGUGGGUCUCAUGAAAGAGAAGUACGAUCAUCGCUUACUCUUGAAACAUCUUCCAUCGGAUCUUCGAGUUUUUUUGGAACACAUUCAGAGUUUGGAAUACGCGGAUAAACCGGACUAUGCGAUGCUAGCUGGCUUAUUCGAACGGUGCAUGAAACGUAGAGGCGUGAAAACGAACGACCCUUACGAUUGGGAAAGACCAUUGAUGGCCAACGAAAGUUUACCAACUACGAGAUCUUUGCCUACGGUUACCGUACCUCCGGUCUUGACCACAGCGACCACAAUCAAUCAACCACCGACUACACCAAACGUUGACACAAACAAUCAAGAAAACGUCGAACCCGACAACAGAAAGGAGUUAGAUGCACAAAUGGAUUACGAAAGUAUGUGCAGGAGAAAUAAACAACGCGGGGUGGAAGGAUCCGCGGUGCCGUUUACGUCAGCUAUCAGCAAUCACGGUCGAGAUAAGAACUGUAACGCUACGAUACCUACGAUGGACAAUACUCAUCAGCAAACAGGACAGCAAACUGUUCUUCCGCCGACGGCUCAAGGUUCACCGAAAAAGCGGCGUGCCGUUUCGAUGGCUGCAGAACCACAAACGGGUGUGGUGACAUCGGAAAAGCCGGUCGACAACGAAGGAGACGCAUUGAUGGCGUCUGCUCGUUCCGCUUCCGAAGUUCCCCGCAAUAAAAUUGGCGCGAAUGCUGCAGCGCCGUUAAGAAAAUCAGCCAGCGGCGCAACAUUCGCUCGAUUACGGGUAACGCCUGCUCCGGACACGACACCUGGUGAACCACCUAGUCCUCGAGUGCAGACCGAAGUCGACGCUUCGUAUUGUUCCUACGACGUUACCAAUCAAAAAUACGUUGGCAAUCAAAGCCCUGUCACGGAACAAAGAGAACCACUGAAAAGAGAACCACGAAGAAGGACAGACGGCCGGCAGCAAGCAAGAGCUAGCCGUGCUGCGAUAAAAGACUGCUCCAUCACCCAAUUUGCGCAGAUAGAUGACGACAACGUAUCGGCGUUGCAACAAGUAACCAAAGGCGGUGGUGGCUUGACAUUGGCCUCUCAGUGGAAAUCGCAGUUCGAUGACUCCGAAGAGACCGACAACGAAUGGAAAGGAGAAAAUUUACAGAGCCCCGAGCACAAAGGUGCCAACUUGCCAGCUAUAGUUCCACAGUCGACAGUUGUCAGUGAUGCUGUGACUACCGCAUCUUCAGUGCCUGCUUCUAUCGACGCGAAAACAGUGGUGGUUCAGUCUGCCGCGUCGGUUGUGUCUCAUCAGCAUUCACUAAUACCGACCGCCCUAUCUCGAAUAAGCGAAGAUUCUCCAAAACCUACGGCUCUUCACAGAUGUUUAAACAUUGCCGGUAUCGAGAAAUAUCCAGAACUUCAGGGAGCACUGCCACGCGCAUGGAGCGUUCCAGCGUUGGCGCCGCAUGUUCGUGGUUAUCUCGAAGCACCGUUGGUUCAACAAGCGGCGUUCGACGAUUUGUUGUACGAAGUCGAUGUCAUGAGAAAUAUCGCUACGCGUUACGAUGAACCGAGACAAAGUCCUCCGCCACGGCGAGCAAGCGUACCAGCGGUUGCUUUCUCACCGCCUAACACGAUGCCUAGUACGCCCGGGGGGGAAGAAGAAGAAGAAGCAGUAGCAGGAAGGUUGGAGAUAAGGGUAGUCGAUGCGACAGGUGGCGCUACCGUUGUUCAAACCACCGCUGAUAGAGAACCGUUACAAAGAAAAAUGACAAACGGUACAGCGGAUAGUCUAGCUAGUCCUAAUCCAGGACCGGAGGAACCAUCGAUAUACGAUGAUGCCAUUGAAAAUCGGGUAGCCGUCGAUGCUGCCGUGCAUAAGGAGAACAGUACUAUCACUGCCUCGACCACUAUACCGAAUAUAGUACAGCUUCGUGAAUUUAAGGACAAUAAAGAAAAGGAAACUCCGUGUAGGACCUAUAACACUGUCAGUAAAAUACCGAUUCCGGUUAAAAGUCCUAGAUGUUCGCUAUCAGAGUCCACUCCAGAAACGAAUACUCAGAAUACCAGGACAUGCUUGGGAAACGAAAUAGAAAAAUCGUCCACACCCGCGGCUAUAACCAGGGAAAAAGAUGCUACUAUCAAAGGCAAACCCUUGACAGUGCAUUGGGAGGCCCGGGAACUACGACGCUGCGCAACUUUGCCUGACGCACGACCGACCUUUUCACCUCUAAUGUCGGCUAACUUGACGGAAGAUGAGAAUUUAACUGGAUGCACUCCUGCAUUACGUCGCCGAAGACAAAGCGAGAAAUACGUAACGGAUGCUAGUCAACUAAAUUUACGGUUCCAAAGACCGCAACACAGAAUCAGGCCGAAUUCCGAAGUACUGUCCAGAUGUUCUCCUAGAGGCGUGCCUUCGCAUCUAUUGGGAGAAGCCGCUAAACGAACCGAAGAGAGCAGCGAUAACGAUUCCGAUAGCAGUAGCCCGCCGAAUGCUCAACCUCCGCCACCUCCCACCUCCUUGCCGCCUCAUGUUGCAGAAAAUAAUGCUAGAUGCCGUAGAUUUCGACCCAUACCAGAUACAACAAUAGCUAGCAGAGAAUCGUGAGGUACGCCACUUAUGGAAAGGAAACCAAGUGUUUGUUUAGAUUACGAUCAUCGCAGCUUCGUAAUCUGCUCGUUCGAUACUUACUACUUCUUUCUACGUAGGUGAAAGAAAGUAUCAGUUUAUCGGCGAUCAAGUGUAAACCAUAUAAAACUUGUUGAAACUUUCAAACUUAUCAAAAACCUUGAUACGUGGGGAACCUUUGUUUUCUUGAAUAGAGCAAUUUCGAUUGUUCAAAGAUAUUACAGAUUUAGGAAAAGUUACUACGACUUUAUAAUUACGAUACAUUUUCAUCAUUUUUCUGCAUAUUGUAUUUUAGAAAUAUUUCCGAUCCAGUUCAUUCGUCCGCUUAUUAUUUAUUUUCGUUACAAAGCUAUCGUAAAGCGAUGGUCACAUAAAUUGAUGGUACUUGAAAGAUUACACUUUCUAAUCUAUAAACGAUAUGCGUUUGUUGAUCCGACAAAUAUUGAUGCGUAAAUCGUGUACGUUAACAAUUGCAGCUACGAUACACAAUUGAGGCGGCUCGGUUGUAGAAUAAUUGUCAGGGAGAUUUUGUUUAUAGCAAGAAAGUUUUUAGUAUGUUUUCGUUUGUUUCUUCUUCCUCGUCUUCUUUCAUUUUUUGUCAAUCGAUUAUGAUGUUAUCUUCGUCGGUUACUCGCUCGAUCGAAGUAGAGCAAUUUCGUAUACAAAUUCAAAUUGUCGACAAUAGAUAUUGUAUUCCAUUUAGAGUUUUGAACACGAGUCAUAGGCGAGAAUUAUCUUUAAUCGGAGUGCUCGACUAAAUAGAUCUCUUUGAAAAACCACCGUCAUAGUUGAGAAAUAUUGUUCAGCAACAAUAUCAGCAAUGGCAACGACGAAAGUCGUAACGAUAAAAGCAACAGUUGCAUUAUUAACGGUAAAUCACGUAUCGCGUGAUAGGGAAUCGCUUGUAUUAAAGCGACGAGAGAAAAAAGAAAAGAUGAAUCCAGUUAAAAUGAGAAAAUACGUUUUAUUUACGCGUGCAACUCUCCAAUCGAUUUAAGACGUUUAUUGUCAUCGAGUUCUAUGCGACGAAACAAGGUGCGAAUGAAUAAGUACUUGAAAAAGUUCUAGUUAGGUAAUAUAUUGUAUAAUUAACGCGUAUCUGUCUUGCACUUACCGGUAACGUGAUUUUUCCAAACAGUUACGAAUCCGCAGUCGAAAGAAAACCUAGUGAUGCAUAAAACUAGUCAAAUAGAAUCCUUUAGUAUUCUAUUAUCGAAACCAAAUUUCCGCAUAGAGUUAUACAUAUUGUACUUGUACAAAGUAGUUAAGGUUUUAUUUUGUGCAAUGGUCGAAAAUAACAUUAACGAUGCGAUGAAAUAGCUUUAAGUCGGAGUCGGAAACUUUAUUUUGCGACAUAAAAUAUGUGCAAACUAUCCGAACGAAAAAUACCAAAUUACCGUAAAUAUAUGAGCAACUGUACGGAUUGGUAUGAAUGAGUCCAUAAGAUUGGUAUGAAUUUCUGUACGUAUAUACGCUUUCCCGUAUAUUCCUACACGAUCCUCGAACGCUCGUUUGAGAUUACGCAAAACUUUAUGUGCAAACAUACAUAAAUUAUAAAGCUAUUAUGAAAAAGUGAAAACAAUGAACAUUGUGUAAAUCGAUAAUGGAUCUGUAAUCGAAGAUCAUAUGUACGUUUGAAUGUAAACAAACACGCAUAAUACAGCUCAUUGGACGUAUCUCUUA
Messenger RNA from Hylaeus volcanicus, 6992 nucleotides. RefSeq lists its product as uncharacterized. NCBI's taxonomy places the organism in Eukaryota, Metazoa, Arthropoda, Insecta, Hymenoptera, Colletidae. The transcript has 15 exons. The record is from RefSeq and is a predicted model, not a curated record. The coding region runs from base 1941 to 5288 and encodes 1115 amino acids. Gene Ontology annotation, cellular component: cytoplasm; nucleus. Gene Ontology annotation, biological process: peptidyl-serine phosphorylation; signal transduction. Gene Ontology annotation, molecular function: protein serine/threonine kinase activity; ATP binding.